CUAGUUUUAGAGGAGAGAGAAAAUAAGAAAGAAAGAGUCAAGGGUUUACGGUUUGUGUACUAGUUUAACAACAACAACAACAACAACAACAACAACCUACCAGUCACCCUGAAACCCCAGUUUUCCUGAAGAAGAAAAAAAACAAGCGAAAAUGGAGCAGGUUGCAGAGGCCGUUAGCAAUCUCACCAUCACAGAUUCACCCAACAACAAUGAAAAUAACAACAACAAUGAGAACAACAACAACAACAACAACCACAACAACAGCAGCAGCAAUUUCAACAACAACAAGAAAAACCGUAUUCAAGUUUCCAACACUAAAAAACCCCUUUUUUUCUACGUGAAUCUUGCCAAGAGAUACAUGCAACAGCACACAGAGGUGGAGCUCUCUGCUCUUGGAAUGGCCAUCGCAACAGUUGUCACAAUUGCUGAGAUUUUGAAGAACAACGGAUUUGCUGUUGAGAAGAAAAUAACCACUUCAACAGUCGACAUCAAUGAAUCAGGUGGGAGGCCUGUCCAGAAAGCUAAGAUCGAGAUUGUACUGGAGAAGUCAGAGAAAUUCGAUGAGCUGAUGGCCGCUGCUGCAGCAGAGGCUGCUGAAGAAGAGGAGCAGGCGUAGGAUGUCCAAGCUCUACAGUUUUAUCUAUCAGACUAUCAGUCUCUAUUGUGUGUUUGCUGCUGGGUUGUCUUGAUUUCUGCCAAGUAAAUUGUACUAACAGAUUUAGCUACAAAGGCUUUCCCUAUCAAUUUUGUAACACAAGGAAACAAAUCUUGUACUGGCUUCUCACACUGCAAAUUGUCAUUUAUUAUUUAUGUUAUGCUUAUAGGAUUUUUGAUUGUCGCA
Messenger RNA from Spinacia oleracea (spinach), 841 nucleotides. RefSeq lists its product as uncharacterized. The record is from RefSeq and is a predicted model, not a curated record. The transcript has 5 exons. Gene Ontology annotation, molecular function: RNA binding. Gene Ontology annotation, cellular component: nucleus. Bases 152 to 616 code for a protein of 154 amino acids. NCBI's taxonomy places the organism in Eukaryota, Viridiplantae, Streptophyta, Magnoliopsida, Caryophyllales, Amaranthaceae.